AUGGUUAAGCACGCGCUGAUCGUCGGCGCCUCCUCGGGCAUUGGGCUCGCUGUGGCGCAUAAGGUGGCGCCUAUGGUGGACAAGUUGACGUUGUGUUCACGGAGGUGUCCACCGGACCUGGUAGCGUCCAUAAGGGCUAAGAAUCCGAGUCUAGACGUGGUUUAUGAGCGUUUGGACGUUUCUCUAUUGCAUGAGGUGCGCAAGUUCACUACGAGACACAAGGACACCAAGUUCGACUGGAUCGUCCUCACUGCAGGCAUCCUCUCGCUCAAUGGACGCACCGAGACUCAAGAGGGGCUUGAUGUCAAGAUGAGCACGCACUACUACGGACGGUUCAUGCUAGUUCACGACUUGCUGGCGGGGCUAGACCGACCAGGUGUGCGCGUACUCAAUGUACUGGGAGCUGGACGGGGUGGGGCUCCUUACCUUAAUGACUUGGAUCUGAAGAAAAACUACUCGAUCAAACACUGCGCUGAUACGACGACACUCUACUCGGACCUGAUGGCGCAGGCUUUGUCGGAGCAUGCACCCAAUGUGUCGUUCAUGCACCUGUACCCUGGUUUCGUGAACACUGGGCUGUUCGACCGCUUUCCAUGGUAUGUUCGAGUACCAUCCAAGAUCUUCGCAGUAAUCGCGGCGCACUCGCCCGAACGAUGUGCUGAGUACUUGGUCGCCACGCUCACAAAACCUGAAUUUGCUGCGGGCUGGAAACUGCUUGGAGAGCGCGGAGAGCCGCUAGCAAAGACGAAAUACCACACGGACAAGCUCAAGAACAUUGUCUGGGAGCACACGCUCAAAACCAUUGACAGUGUCAUGAAACAAUGA
Molecule: messenger RNA, 825 nt
Organism: Phytophthora nicotianae INRA-310
Lineage: Eukaryota; Oomycota; Peronosporomycetes; Peronosporales; Peronosporaceae
Exons: 3
Coding region: 1-825 (274 amino acids)
Source: RefSeq, a predicted model, not a curated record